Cucumis melo (muskmelon) is the source of this 2760-nucleotide messenger RNA. Its product is annotated as SWI/SNF complex component SNF12 homolog. The record is from RefSeq and is a predicted model, not a curated record. Gene Ontology annotation, cellular component: SWI/SNF complex; nucleus. Gene Ontology annotation, biological process: regulation of transcription by RNA polymerase II. Lineage: Eukaryota; Viridiplantae; Streptophyta; Magnoliopsida; Cucurbitales; Cucurbitaceae. The coding region runs from base 385 to 2070 and encodes 561 amino acids. The transcript has 3 exons.
ACAAAACCAAAACAAAAAACAAAGGGUCACUAUUUACAAUAUCCUAUUUUCUUGCCUCGUUUCUUCCUCUUCAACUGUUGCCGCAGCUGCACCCCCCCGCCCACAGGCUAUUUCUUUCUUUUUUGUUCCUUCUCUCGAUCUUCUUUCUCUGUUGCCGUCGCCGAUUUCCGAUUGCCGAUCGACGCUCCAACGCUACUUUUCUCUCUCCUCUUCUUAUCUCACUCUCGUCUGCGAUCUAAUGCCGGCAGGCUAACCCCGGAUUCACACCACAGACCAUAAAAUCAGUUAAGCAAACUGCAAAAGUAAUGGGAGAAACUACCGGCUCAUUGUUGCAAAUGGAGUAAUUUGAUUCCUCCCCAAGGAUUUUGGCUGUAUGAAUUAGCGAUGUCGGUAAAUAACAACAGUGUUAAUAGCAACAGUGCGGUGAGGAAUGUUGGGGCAACUAUUUCGGUGAAUAAUAGCUCUAGUAGUAACAAUUUAGGGAGGAAUGUUGUGGCCCCGCAUUUUGGGAAUUCAGGCAUGGUUCCGCAAACAAGGCCACUGAACCAUCAUGGCCAUCUACUCUCUCAGCCACAGCCUCAAAUACAUAGCGGAUCACAUUUUUCAGGUCAUUUUCAGCUGUCUGAGCCGCAGACACGUACAAUGUCUCAUGUACAGUACACGCAGGCUCAUGCUCAGGCACAAGCUCAAUCUGCUCAUGCACAUUUUCAAGCUCAUACUCAACCUGUUCAGCUGCAUAGUGCCAAUGCUGGGUCAACACCCUCUAUUUCAACUCCUGGAACGGGGAAUUCUAAGAGGCCCACUCAGAAGCCACCUUCUAGGUCUGCAGGGAAUUCUUACACUAUUGCUACUUCACCAUUUAAAACCAUGGAGCUGACUCCAGCCCCUAGAAGAAAGAAGGUUAAGCUUCCUGAGAAACAAAUACCUGAUAAAGUUGCGGCUCUUCUGCCAGAAUCUGCUAUCUAUACCAAAUUACUCGAAGUUGAAGGUCGUAUAGAUGCUGCUCUAGCAAGAAAGAAAAAUGAUAUUCAAGAGUCUUUAAAGAACCCUCCACGCGUUCAAAAAACCCUACGGAUAUAUGUCUUCAAUACAUUUGAAAAUCAGAAUCAAAGUGGUUCUGAUCAGAAAAACGUAGAAUCCCCUUCAUGGUCGCUUAAGAUAACUGGGAGGAUCUUGGAAGAUGGACAAGAUCCUGUUAUCACUGGAGCCAUGCAAAAUUAUGAUUCUACAUACCCAAAAUUUUCAUCUUUCUUCAAGAAAAUUACUGUAUACUUAGAUCAAAGCCUUUAUCCAGAUAACCAUACAAUUUUAUGGGAGGCUGCCCGUUCUCCUGCUUUGCAAGAGGGCUUUGAAGUGAAGAGAAAAGGGGAUAAAGAAUUUACUGCAGUGAUAAGAUUGGACAUGAAUCACACCCCCGAAAAGUUUCGUCUUUCGCCUUCUCUGUCAGAUGUGCUUGGAAUUGAAACAGACACCCGCUCAAGAAUUAUGGCUGCACUAUGGCAUUACGUGAAAGCUAACAAGUUGCAGAAUUCAAGCGAUCCUUCUUUCAUUACAUGUGAUCCAGGUCUUAGAAAAGUGUUCGGUGAAGAGAAGGUGAAAUUUUCUAUGGUCUCUCAGAAGAUAUCACAACAUUUAAUUCCUCCCCAGCCUAUAAACUUACAACAUAGAGUUAAGAUUUCGGGAAAUUCACCUGUUGGAACUACAUGUUAUGAUGUCAUGGUCGACGUGCCUUUUCCAAUAGAGAAACAAAUGUCUGCGUUCUUAGCAAACCUUGAGAAGCCUAAAGAUAUAGAUUCCUGUGAUGAAUUGAUUUCUGCUGCAGUAAAGAAGAUACAUGAGCACUCUCGAAGGCGAUCUUUCUUUCUUGGCUUCAGUCAGUCUCCAGCAGAUUUUAUCAAUAACUUGAUAUCUUCUCAAACUAAGGAUUUAAAGAUCGUAGCUGGAGAUGCUAGCCAUCAUGCAGAGAAAGAACGUCACUCUAAUUUCUACAGUCAAUCAUGGGUGGAGGAUGCUGUCAUUCGGUAUCUAAACCGUAAACCUGCAACAAGUGAAGUUCCUAGAAGCGCAUAAGGAUCCCAUGCAACAUCUAUAUUGAAAUCGGUGACAUUUGUCUGAUAUUCAUCACAUUUAUCACUCUUUCCUAAUAGAGGACUAAGUAUCUGGAAAGUUAUAGGAAUUCUGUAUUUUAACCCUUGCCUUGUUUGACUGGGUAAUUAUCUAACCGGGGAUAGUCUUCUUAAUUGGACUAACCUAAGAUAUUUCGAUUCUGUACCAUUUUUAAGCUAGAUUUUAGAAUCAUAGUUGAUUUGCUUGUCUGUUGUCGAAAGUUCCUUUUCAUACAAAUUACAUUCCAUCUACCAUUUUUGUUUCUUAGUAGCCUCUCGUAGAGCUAUCAAAUCUGAUUUGCGAUGUAGUUUUAGAGCCUGUAGGUGGUGAAGCGUUUUCAUUCUCUGGAGUUCGCUAAUGGCUAAUAACCAAGAUAGACGGCAUAGACGACUCGACUCGUACUUGAAACCAACACAACCCUUACCCGGGGCUAUAAAAGAGAAGGUACACACUCCUCUUGGCUUGUUCUCAUAAAACUGACCCAAACUUUGUGAAACAGCAUACUGCCAUUAAACUCAUUGCUUUGGUGCUUUGCUACGCACAUAAAACAUGCUCCCAAUUGUCCUUGAUACAAAUUCUUAUCGUGUAUAUAACAUUUAUGAAUAUUCCGGAUUGGUUUCAAUAGAAAUAACUUGAGCUGUUUUGAGGUUUUCA